This is a messenger RNA of Drosophila eugracilis, 2084 nucleotides long. RefSeq names its product sterol O-acyltransferase 1. Gene Ontology annotation, molecular function: cholesterol O-acyltransferase activity. NCBI's taxonomy places the organism in Eukaryota, Metazoa, Arthropoda, Insecta, Diptera, Drosophilidae. Gene Ontology annotation, cellular component: endoplasmic reticulum membrane. Gene Ontology annotation, biological process: cholesterol metabolic process; cholesterol homeostasis. The transcript is spliced from 2 exons. The coding region runs from base 305 to 1984 and encodes 559 amino acids. The record is from RefSeq and is a predicted model, not a curated record.
UUUUAUAGAAAAAAUUUUUAGAUUUAAUUUAAUUUCCAAAGUUAAUUUAGUUUUACAUUGAAAUACCAUCAGUUAUAGGGUUAUAUACCCCAUAAAAGACCCCCUUAAAUCCACUCCCCUGCCUGCUAAGUCAGCCAAGCGCCGUUAUCAUCGCCGAUUUGAAAACAACGCAGCCAAGCCAACGACGCGAACAUUGUGAAAACUGACGUCCCCGGGGGCAGUCCGUUGAGUAACGCGGCUAAAGAUUAACCAGAUUGCCAGGAUUAAAUCGUCAGAAAUUAAGUGUUAACAUUGAGUUACAGUCAUGGCCGCGGAAAGGCAUGAAAAUCGAAGCGAAAUGGAGUCACAGCCCAGGCUGCCUGAUCUCAAUUUUGUGAGUGAUAAACUUCAGAAGUUCCAGUCCAAAUUGCUGACCGACUUUGAGCAAAGACUCUCCUGCAUGGUUGAGGAUGUGAUCCAGGAUCUGCGACAACGGGAACUGAGAGCCCAUGAAUUCCCCAACUUUGAGAGAUCCGAUCGGAAGAGCACUUGGCACAAUCGCGUGACCAGCGAAGCGCCAACGGACGUCAGUGACUCGCCAAAUGGUCAUGCAAAUGGCACAAAUCCAAAGCUGCCGCACCAAGCCGAAAAAUCUGGCAAAGAACUGAAACGACAACUGCCUGAAAAAGUCUUCGUUGCCCGAGAAUCGUACCUCACCGCUCUGCUGCAGGUGGAGCACAUGCGCACCAUCUACCACAUCUUCUACAUUAUUCUGGUCAUGUUUCUGCUGAACGUGAUCUGCUAUGAUUAUUUCGUGGAGGGUCGGAUCGAUCUAGGUCUGGGCACCUUCCGGGGCGGACUACGCAGACUGCAUUGGGUAAUGGGCGUUUGGCUGCUGGAGCAUGUCUUCGUCCUGGCCCUCUAUUACGCCUUUCGCGGAUGGGCUCUGGUCAGGCACAAGCUGAAACCUCACAGCUCCCUCCAGCACUUCUGGUCACACAGCUGCCUAAUUUUGUACAUCAGCUCCCAGCUGGUUUUCUGCUUCGUGUCCACUUCCCUGUGCCUUAAGUUCAACCUACCCUUCGUGAGUGCCUGCGUCUUAUUGCUGGAGAGCACUCGCCUGCUGAUGAAGAUGCAUGCCUUUGUAAGGUACAAUGCAGAGCGGGUUUUGGGUGGUAAGGCUAAGAAAGAAGACGCAGAGGAAGAGAAGGAGGCCACUGGAAAACCCUUUGUGCCACCGUUGAGCUGCUACACUUACUUCCUGUUUGCACCGACAUUGAUCUACCGGGACAGCUAUCCGCGAACUUCUCACAUCCGUUGGAAGUUCGCCUUAAACCGCCUCUUGGAGGUUGUGGCCAUAGCCUUCCUUUACGCCUUCAUCCAUGAGCGGCACAUUGAAGAACACUUUGGGCAGUUUGGCCUGGAGCCGAUGGGACCCUCCCAGCUAAUCCUCAAGCUCUUCGGAAUGAUGCUGCCCAGUGCAGUGAUCUUUUUGUGCGGAUUUUACUUGAUCCUGCACUCGUGGCUGAACUUCACGUCGGAGCUGCUGCGCUUCGGCGAUCGAAUGUUCUACAAGGACUGGUGGACGUCGCACACCUACGAUGGGUACUACAGGAAUUGGAAUGUAGUGGUGCACGACUGGCUGUACGAGUAUGUGUACAAGGAUAUGUACACUCAUGUGUUCCGGGGGUCCAAGGUGGGCGCCUCGCUGUCAGUGUUCAUGAUCUCCGCUCUGGUGCAUGAGCAGGUUCUCGGCUUCGCCCUCCAAUUGUUCUUCCCAGUGAUGUUCUUCUUUUUCGGUGUUGUCGGCGUUGCCUUGGUCUUCCUAAUGCGUAGUGCUCCCAAAGUGAUGGGCAACAUCUUCCUGUGGUUCUCACUGAUUCUGGGAAAUGCCAGUUUGAUCUCACUAUAUGCCAUGGAGCACUACGCUCAGAAAAACUGCAAUCUGAGCAACGAGAACUGGAUGGAUCGCCUGCUGCCGGCGGCAUGGCGCUGCUACAAUUAGUCAAUUAAUUAAUCACUACUUUUAAAUUGUCUGUACACAGGGCGUACGCUUCGAUUUGUAUUUUAGGUAAAUAAACUUAAUGAAAUUAACAGAAACGUCA